CGGCCUCGGUUCACACACCUAUUAGUGUCCAGUUUCUGGAGAAGCCAAUCAGCGGCACCGCGGUUCCGGGGUAUCAAGUUUCCGCACCCGCCUCCUGAGACUCACAUUUCAACCCAGACCCCGAGCAUGCGGUUCGUGAUGCCCCCAACUCUGUUCCUGCUGCUGUUGGGGGCCCUGGCCGUGACCCAGACCUGGGCGGGCUCCCACUCCCUCAGGUAUUUCUACACCGCGAUGUCCGGGCGCGGGGAAGCCCGCUUCAUCGCCGUGGGCUACGUGGACGACACGCAGUUCGUGCGGUUCGACAGCGACGCCCCGAAUCCGAGGAUGGAGCCGCGGGCGCCGUGGAUGCAGCUGGUGGGACCCGAGUACUGGGACGAGCAGACGCGGAUCGCGAAGAACAGCGCACAGAAUUUCCGAGUGAACCUUCAGACCGCCCUCCGCUACUACAACCAGAGCGAGUCCGGGUCGCACAGCAUCCAGAGAAUGCAUGGCUGUGACGUCGGGCCUGACGGACGCCUCCUCCGCGGGUACAGUCUGUUGGCCUACGACGGCGCGGAUUACAUCGCCCUGAACGAGGACCUGCGCUCCUGGACCGCGGCGGACACCGCGGCGCAGAUCACACGCCGCAAGUGGGAGGUGGCCGGUGGUGCAGAGCAGGAGAGGAACUACCUGGAGGACUUGUGCGUAGAGUGGCUCCUCAAGUACCUGGAAAACGGGAAGGAGACGCUGCUGCGCACAGUCUCCCAACACACGGGUGACCCGCCACCCCAUCUCUGACCGUGAGGUGACCCUGAGGUGCUGGGC
Herpailurus yagouaroundi (jaguarundi) is the source of this 804-nucleotide messenger RNA. RefSeq names its product class I histocompatibility antigen, Gogo-B*0201 alpha chain-like. Gene Ontology annotation, biological process: positive regulation of T cell mediated cytotoxicity; antigen processing and presentation of endogenous peptide antigen via MHC class Ib; antigen processing and presentation of endogenous peptide antigen via MHC class I via ER pathway, TAP-independent. Gene Ontology annotation, molecular function: peptide antigen binding; signaling receptor binding. The record is from RefSeq and is a predicted model, not a curated record. Gene Ontology annotation, cellular component: external side of plasma membrane. Lineage: Eukaryota; Metazoa; Chordata; Mammalia; Carnivora; Felidae. The coding region runs from base 127 to 777 and encodes 216 amino acids. The transcript has 4 exons.